Messenger RNA from Hibiscus syriacus, 873 nucleotides. RefSeq names its product probable peroxygenase 5. Gene Ontology annotation, molecular function: monooxygenase activity; calcium ion binding. The coding region runs from base 122 to 706 and encodes 194 amino acids. The record is from RefSeq and is a predicted model, not a curated record. NCBI's taxonomy places the organism in Eukaryota, Viridiplantae, Streptophyta, Magnoliopsida, Malvales, Malvaceae. The transcript has 6 exons.
AAUCGAUUCUACAGUUAAUUAGUUUUCGUUCUUUCAAAUUCCUUCAGUUUCCAGUCAUUUUCUUCUUUCCGCCUUUGUAUUUGCUCUUUAGUUUGAUCCAAAAUCAAAAAGUUUCCAAUCCAUGGAUUCUUCUUCGCCAUCGAAAGAUCUUCAAGGCGGGACAGCAAUGGCCGCCGAUCAAAGCCCUCUGCAAAAACACGUCGAAUUCUUUGAUAGGAACCAUGAUGGCCUUGUUUAUCCAUGGGAGACUUUUAAAGGUCUUCGAGCAAUUGGAGCUGGUUAUUUAUUGUCAAUAGCGGGUGCCGCCUUCAUCAACCUUUCUCUUAGCGGCAAAACUCGCCCAGGGAAAUUUCCAUCUCUUCUGUUUCCCAUAGAGAUUAAAAACAUGCAUUUGGGAAUACAUGGGAGUGACACUGGUGUGUACGAUAGUGAAGGAAGGUUCGUGCCCUCAAAAUUUGAAGAAAUCUUCAACAAAUAUGCAGGAACACAUGCUAAUGCCUUGACAUCUGAUGAACUAACGGCAAUGCUCAAAGCUAAUCGGGAACCCAAAGACGUCAAAGGCUGGAUUGGAAGCUUGGCAGAAUGGAAGAUAUUAUACGUUCUUUGCAAGGACGAGAAUGGACUGUUGAGGAAAGAAACAAUUAAAGGUGUUUACGAUGGAAGCCUGUUUGAGCAUCUGGAGAGGGAAAGAGCCGCUUCUUCCUAAAUCCAUUGUUUUUAUUAUCGUAUUAAAAAAAUAAAACAUUAUUUUCAUAAAUUUAGAAUUUUAAGCACUUUCUUAUUUAUUAAUAUUUUCGUGUGAUGUAAAAAGGAAGAAACCAAAUAUUUUAUCACUUAUUGGUUUAUUUAUUUUGUGAAUUUUAUGUAUUGCAA